ACAACUCAAUUACUGGUACAACGCCACGUGUCAAAUUUUGUCAGUCUAGCUUCCACUCUCCUCUUUACAUAAACGGACCUCCUUCUUCUUUCUUUUUCUCCUCACCUCUCUCUCUCAUUUGAUCACAUUUUCAUCUUUCCCCAUUAGCUUCAGAGCUCUGUGAAAGGGUCUCUCUCUCUCUGACGAUGGCAUCUGUGACAGCUUCCCAUUUUGUCUCGCUUGUCAACAACAACCAUGGAGGAGGAGCUUCAGGCUCUGAGGGCAACGCCAAUCUGUCUCAGAUCAACUUCAAGUGUCAAUCCAUGACUCACUGUGGGCUAAGAUCCUUCAACAUGGUUGACAGGCUUCAGAGGAGAGCUGUUUCUGUUUCUGCUAAAUCCUCAAAGGGAUUGCAGCUGAACGCUCCUCCUAAAGCUAAACGUGUGGGUAAGAUUGUGUGUGAGAAAGGCAUGUCUAUGAUCUUUAUUGGUGCUGAGGUUGGUCCUUGGAGCAAAACCGGUGGCCUCGGUGAUGUCUUAGGUGGUCUGCCUCCAGCUCUCGCUGCAAGAGGCCACCGUGUGAUGACAGUAUGCCCUCGGUAUGACCAAUAUAAAGACGCUUGGGACACUUGUGUAGUGGUUCAGAUAAAAGUUGGGGAUAAAGUUGAGGACGUGCGUUUCUUUCACUGCUACAAACGAGGAGUGGAUCGUGUCUUUGUCGACCAUCCCCUCUUCCUUGCAAAGGUUGUGGGCAAAACUGGAUCCAAAAUCUAUGGUCCUAUAACUGGAGUAGACUACACCGACAACCAACUCCGGUUUAGUUUGUUGUGUCAGGCUGCUCUUGAGGCGCCACGGGUUCUAAACCUGAACAGCAACAAGUAUUUCUCUGGACCAUAUGGGGAAGAUGUGGUCUUUGUUGCCAAUGACUGGCACACUGCUCUCCUUCCUUGUUACCUCAAGUCUAUGUAUCAGUCACGCGGAAUCUACAUGAAUGCAAAGGUUGUGUUCUGCAUUCACAACAUAGCCUACCAAGGAAGAUUUGCCUUUGACGACUUUUCUCUUCUCAAUUUGCCUGACAGCUUUAAGAGCUCUUUCGACUUCAUGGACGGGUACGAAAAGCCAGUAAAAGGAAGGAAGAUCAACUGGAUGAAGGCUGCGAUUCUAGAAGCAUGGCGUGUCUUAACAGUUAGUCCAUACUAUGCUCAAGAGCUCAUCUCUGGCAUCGAUAGAGGCGUGGAGUUGCAUUCAUACCUUCGAAUGAAAACAGUUUCCGGAAUUAUUAACGGCAUGGAUGUUCAAGAAUGGAACCCGGCUACUGACAAGUACAUCGAUAUCAAAUAUGACAUUACCACUGUAAAGGAAGCUAAGCCACUGAUCAAAGAAACGCUUCAGGCUGCUGUUGGACUUCCGGUGGACAGGGAUGUCCCUGUGAUCGGUUUCAUUGGGAGAUUGGAGGAACAGAAGGGCUCUGAUAUUCUGGUCGAAGCUAUCUCUGAGUUCAUGGGUCUCAAUGUUCAGAUGGUUAUCCUUGGAACCGGUAAGAAGAAGAUGGAGGCUCAGAUACUUGAACUUGAGGAGAAGUUCCCAGGGAAGGCGGUUGGAGUGGCGAAGUUCAACGUGCCGUUGGCUCAUAUGAUCACAGCAGGAGCUGACUUCAUCAUUGUCCCGAGCAGGUUUGAGCCGUGCGGUCUCAUUCAGCUGCACGCCAUGAGGUAUGGAACCGUCCCCAUUGUGGCAUCUACUGGUGGGCUUGUGGACACUGUUAAAGAUGGCUACACAGGUUUCCACAUUGGAAGAUUCAACGUCAAGUGUGAAGUUGUGGAUCCAGAUGAUGUGACUGCAACAGCAAAGGCUGUAGCUAGAGCUGUUGCAGUGUACGGGACACCUGCUAUGAAAGAGAUGGUCAAGAACUGCAUGGACCAAGACUUCUCCUGGAAGGGACCAGCGAGACUGUGGGAGAAGGUACUAUUGUCACUAGAUGUUGCCGGAAGUGAAGCUGGAGUCGAAGGUGAAGAGAUAGCUCCUCUGGCGAAGGAGAACGUAGCGACGCCUUGAGAAUGUGAGUUUUUGAGUUUGGUGGAAGAAACUAGGACUAGGGAAGUCGGCAGUAAAAGUAAUGUGUUUGGUUAUGUAUAUAUACGGGAGAUGUUUCAGUCUAAUAUAAUAAUAAGUGCAUGUUCGUUUGAUCA
This is a messenger RNA of Raphanus sativus (radish), 2167 nucleotides long. RefSeq names its product granule-bound starch synthase 1, chloroplastic/amyloplastic. The transcript is spliced from 12 exons. NCBI's taxonomy places the organism in Eukaryota, Viridiplantae, Streptophyta, Magnoliopsida, Brassicales, Brassicaceae. Gene Ontology annotation, molecular function: alpha-1,4-glucan glucosyltransferase (UDP-glucose donor) activity. Bases 186 to 2033 code for a protein of 615 amino acids. The record is from RefSeq and is a predicted model, not a curated record.